CACCCCAAAAGAGGGACAGUCCGCGCAAAACAAUGACAUCUUUCCGAAGAAGCCCAAAUUCUAAGUAAGCACCCGUUCCAUAACAGGCCCAACAGCCCGAACCGAGAUUUAGUUACUGUCCUUGAACCCUGAAAUCUGAAUCUCACCGCUCCCUAUUCCCACGAAUCCUGUAAACCCGUGGGAUACACAACACAAAGCAAAAAUCAUGGCUAGGCGCUGCAUAUCGUUUUCUCGAACUCUUCUCUCCAACAGUAGACCAUCAACAGUCAGUUCCUCACCAAGUUUACAAUCCCUUCUCGGCCAGCGCCCUCAGUCUCGCCGUUCCCUUUCCACCAUCCUCAUCAGGAGUAAUGGAGUACUAGGAUGCGCGCAAUCGUUACUACCACUUCACAGUGCGGUGGCAGCCAGCCGUCUGACAUCCCAAAUCCAAAUGGAGGCGCGGACUUGUUGCCAGUUGUCUCAGGUUUGCUUUUUCAGUCAUCUGGUAUUCACAAGCUCGGCAGGAUUGGGUGGGGGCUGGUACUUAAGGACGCAUUACGUAUUAGCUGGAAAAGCUGCUGUAUCAAACAUUUGGAGGAUUUUUGGUGAACUUUUCCCUGGAAGUACAAAGCUGUAAGCUCUAAAUUCAAUGUGCUUUCCUAAUUUUUUUUUUUUCGGGGUUGAUAUUGGAAAUUCCAGAAUUCUUGAAAGCCCUGAAAUGAUAAUUCUCUAGGUGAACUUGUCGCAGUCCAUACGGUUUUAUGUUGAUAGAGGACAUCUCUUCAUUUGAAGUAUUUAAAUUUUUUGAUUGGCUAUCACUUAUGGGAUAAAGAUCCUGAAAGCUAUGUAAUGAUUGCCAAAAGAUGAUGCUUUUACCUGAGAAAAUCUGAUUCUGGGCGUUACUGUUCAUGUCCUUUGCCAAAUAAAUUCACAUUUUUUU
Molecule: messenger RNA, 919 nt
Organism: Lycium ferocissimum
Lineage: Eukaryota; Viridiplantae; Streptophyta; Magnoliopsida; Solanales; Solanaceae
Product: protein NONRESPONDING TO OXYLIPINS 2, mitochondrial-like
Exons: 4
Coding region: 206-616 (136 amino acids)
Source: RefSeq, a predicted model, not a curated record